UUUUUUGGGCUUUCUUUGGGGAGGAUGUCACAUUCUGUUGGUAAUUUACUGCAGUGAUGAGCUUGUGUAACUGUGCAUUUGAUGUCCAUGUCAAUAGUAGGUGUAUAAACUACUACAUGCUUGUAACAGCAAGGAACAUUAGGUGUGAGAGGAUGUAAAGCCUACUAAAGGUGCAAGAGACAUUACCGUGCUCUUGACGGAACCACCCGAGUGACUGGUAUAAUUUAGUACACUGGAUCCCAACCCUGUUUGACCCCCCCUGUCCUGCACAGUAUUAGAUUUCCCUACUCGAACACUCACUUCAACUUGAGGCUGGUUAGUUGAAUCGGGUAUUGGGAGUUUUAGAGAAGAUAUGAACUUGCAGGACUAGGGAUACUCCAGGACCAAGUAUGGGAACUUGUGGUUUGGUAUCUGAGGAGUACGAGGUGUAUUGGACCAUGAAGGAAUUGUAGUGAGGUUUCUAUAGUGAGAAACAUGGACUGCUAUACCUCUGGACCGAUUUGAACUGUGGAAAUGAACUGGGCCAGUGAGGGGGAAAAGUCUAAUCUGUGUUCAUUUUGAAAUAAAGUUCUGCUGUCUGUCUGUUUACUGUUUGUACACAAACACUCAAAUUUAUGUGAAGCAUGAAUUAAAACUGUGUAUAUUGGUUGUUAUUCAGUAUGCAUAUUUCAGUUCUUAGACUCAAUAACACACUUGAGACUCUCUUGUAUACGUGUGUGUGUGUAUACACUCACACCCUCACACUCUUUGUGCUAGCACUUGAAUAUGAGUUUUGAAAAAUGGCUUUCAUCAAAAUGGGACUUUUCCUCACACCAAUACACGCAUAUUUUACUUCUUUACAAAUAUAAAAAGUCCACUACGUAGCGUUAAUGCAUAUAUAUAUGUAUUUUUUAUAUAAGGAAACAUAUUUGCUCGCUACAAAGGACGUCCCAAGGCAUUUAGCAACUUCUAUCAGAACUAAUUAGCUUCCUUCGAAGCAGGCAAAUGGCUCGGCUUACUAUGUGGCGUAAAAACACGACGCCCGGGGCCUUUUACGGAUGACUUCCAAAUCCUAAUCUACUCCCUUCAUUAGAGUCCUGCGUAGGGAACACAGUAAUAGCGUCAACUGAAGGUCUAGUGCACUACUUAUCUAACAGGCGCUUAUAUUCGAAUCCGGCCGUUUCAACAUGGCGGCGCACUAGGAAGCUUUACUGUAAGAAAGAAAGCAAGCUCGGAAACGCGCUUGGGGUCAAAAAAGAGACGCAAAACAGCAACAAAGUCGAAACUAAAGCGAAUUAUUUAGUGUAGGAUAAGACCUGUUUGAAUGAGUGUGGUUAUGAAAACGUCUCAGCGUGAUCAUGCUGAGGUCCACCGGUUUCUUCCGUGGGAUUGACUGCCCGUUUUACACUGGAGCUAGUGACGGGAAAAGUGGCUGUAACAGACCGUACUGCCACUUCAGACACAGCAACAGCAGACAAAGAGCAUCCUCUGGAGUGUAUGAGAUCAGAAAAGCCAAAGAGGCUCCAUCCGACUCGAAUGACCAAGGCUAUGAUCCGUUUAACCCUGAAGUGGUCCGACCCGGAGAGCAGUACAAUGCAGAGCCCCCAGCAAGCCCAGUUAUGGAUCCAGGACCCACGGAGCUGGAACUGGUCAACCGGGCCAUCGAGGCCGUCCAGAGCGAAAUGGAGAAGGAGAAGAAGAAGCUGUCUCGGAUUGGCGAGCAGGGAUACGAUCCUGCAAACAGCUCCAUUAAAGCGGGUUACAGCAGACAGGCGGUUGCUGCUGCGUCGUCCCAUAGUGCUUACGAUCCCGGGAGUUAUCAGAUGAGCCAGACGUCUGAGUACAACCCAACCCCUCGCUCCAGCAAAUACACGCUGGACUCGGAGAGCAGCAGCAGCAGCUACGCUAACUCAAUGGAGUACGUCCCUACAGCUGUCUCCAGAGCAGCGGUAAAAAAAGCAGCACCUGCUCCAACGUCCCGUAUCCCCUCUACAUGCUCGUCUUCCUCAAAGAAUAAGUACACGCUGGACAAUUUGAGACCGUCGACGGACAUGGAGUAUGAUCCGCUGUCAAACUUUUCUGCUAAACCAGGCACUAAGGGAGUGAAAGAUAUAGGGAUGGAGGGAGACGGGAGGAAAAGAGUUCACCCCGGAUGGCAGAAGCAAAGCACGGAUGAGGAAUACGUCCCCGUGGUGAAGAAGCCGAGACAGCUUCCGGUCGAAGAACCCCAAAAGUACACGGCCAACUUUGAAUCUGAUGAUGAAAGUUCUGGAAAUGAGUAUCGGCCCACACCAAUGAGCCGCCUGCAGAGGAGGAAAAGCAGCGCUGACUCAGUGGACGACGAAAAAAGGAAAUCUAGAGAAACGGGAGUCUGUAGGCAGCCGCCAGCUCAGGAAGUCGCAAUCGAUGACGAUGAUGAAGAAUCCGACGGCUUUGAGCCUCUCGAUUCUGAGCAGCCAGAUGAUGAGCCACUGGAUAAGAAGUGGAUCAAGGACAGCAUCCAGGUGAAGAAAGGUCAAAGUGAAAAAAUGGUGAGGAAAGAGAGCACGGAGUCCAUCAAGAAGAGCAGCAGCUAUAAAGAGAAGAAAGGAAGCAGCAGCAGCAGCGUGGAGAAAACCUCGAGGAAGCCGAGUCAGGAGAGCGGGAAGAAGGAGAAGAGCCAUGGCAAGGCUGUAGAAGAGAAGCUCAAGUCCAAAGAUUCAGAGAAAGGAGGGAAAGAAUUGAAAUUGAAAGACGGGAAAAGCAAGAAGCCAGACAAGAAGAAAGGAGAACAGAGCCAUGGAGAUAAAGAACGAAAUAUUAGCGAGGCCAAGAAGCCCAAAUUGGACAAGGUGCAGCAAAGCAGCAAAGAAUCCAUCAAGUACAAGGAACAGAAAAAUGGGAGAAUAGAAAGCAGUGGACGAGAGAAGGACAAAAGGAAAAGCAGCAGCAGUACCAGCAGCAGCAGCAAAGACAAAAACAAGAAAAGCAGCUCGUUUCUGGAGAAGAAGGACGCCAAAGCGGCGAAGGCCAAGCCGCGCUCUCUGAGUCACGCAGACCUGUUCGGAGACGAGAGCCCAGAGGAAGAGGAGGUGGAGGACGAGGAAGACGAACGGGUAGUCAGGAAGUCCGCUUCGGCGUUCAAAAGAGGCAGUCUGGGUAACAAGAGGAAGGCGUCUGAUGCUACGGAGACGUCGUCAGAGGAAGAUAUCGGGCCUGGGGAUGAAGAUGAACCUGCUUAUGAUGGCGAUGAUGGUGAUGGUGAUGCUGAGGACUUUUCUAUGCUUCAAGAGGACGUAGAUUACGACUCGGAUCCUAUGGAGGAGUGUCUCAGGAUCUUUAACGAGUCCAAAUAUGUGAAAACGGAAGACAAAGGCAGACAAGCUAAACAGCCUCCCAAAGAGAAGGAAGAAGAUCAAGAAGCACAGAGCACUUUAACCACGCUUUUCCCCGGCCAGAAGAAGAGAGUUUCACAUUUCAAAGCCAAAGGAAGUACGGAGACGUCGCUGAACAUCUUGCCCAAGCCUCAGCGCAGACUGACGGCUCAGGAGGUGUGUUACCAGCGCAUGCAGAUCGCUCAGCAGCAGGCGGCACAGCUCGCCGCGUCCGCCGCCAAGAACACAUCUCCUGCUUCACAUUCUCUCUCCAGCACUGCCGUGUCAGGGGAGAAACGCAGAGUGAUGCACCGCCCGAACCCCGCCCUCGUCUCCGCAAAAAAGCCUGUUUUGUCAGAGUCACAGCAGGCUAGCCGUGGUGUUUUAUCACCCAGCAGAGCCGUACCAGAUCAGUCGGUGGUCAAAGCGCACACGUCAGCCGCCAUGUUGUCCAAAACCGUGUCCACUUCGGUGCAAAAGAGAGUGGCACACACUCCUACACUCAAGAGCUCUUCUAUGAAGCGGCCAGUCAUUCCCACUGAGUUUGGAGCGAAAGUGCCCACUAACGUACGCCAGCGCUACCUCAACGUCUUCAUCGAUGAAUGUCUUAAGCUCUGCCCAUCGGAGGAGGCAGCUUUUCAGAUGGCUCUGGAAGAGGAGAAGCUGGUGUAUGACCGGAGCAGCAGUAAAAACAUCUACCUGAACGUCGCAGUGAACGCGCUGAAGAAACUGCGCAGCAAGAGCGCAACCCCCACCGCUCCAUCACCCCCGGCUGCCUCCAUGUCCACCAAGAAGUCCGCCGUGUCUGUAAACAGGAAACCUCAGUCACACGAGGGAGUUCUGGGCGGCCGACUGGCAGCUACGACCAGCUACACCAUCAACCGCACGGGCAAACAGCAGGACGUACAGCUCAAAGGUGCAGUUCUCUACCAGAAACUGAAAGCAUACGUUUUGACUGAGGAGCAGCUGCAGGAACACGGUUACCCGAGACCUCAUCCUGAGCGCCUAGGCCACGCCAUCAUCUAUAACGCCCCUGAGAAGAAAAACCAAGACCCCUUCACUAAGGUGUGCUGCCGGUGUGGAGUCGAGUACAAAAUCAACGCCAAUGGCAACUGUGUCCGCAAAGAGGAGUGUAACCAUCACUGGGGCAGAUUACGCAGAUACAAAGUGUCUGGAGGCUGGGAGACGCAGUACAGCUGCUGCUCGGGUGCCGUGGGCUCUCCUGGAUGUCAGGUGGCUAAACAACACGUGCAGGACAGCCGUAAGGAGUCUUUAGACGGCUACGUAAAGACGUUCAGCAAACCCUCAUCGUCUGAUGGAAACGCAGGAGUGUAUGCUUUGGACUGUGAGAUGUGCUACACAAAGCAGGGUUUGGAGCUGACCAGGGUGACGGUCAUCAACUCUGACCUGAAAGUGGUUUACGACACGUUUGUGAAGCCAGAGAGCAAAGUGGUGGACUACAACACACGGUUCUCUGGUGUGACGGAGGAGGAUCUUGAGAGCGCCACGAUGAGGCUGAGAGACGUGCAGGCCGUCUUACUGAACAUGUUCAGCGCAGAGUCUAUCCUGAUUGGCCACAGCUUGGAGAGCGAUCUCUUUGCCCUUAAGCUGCUGCACAGCACCAUCGUCGACACGGCCGUGGUCUUCCCUCACCGCCUCGGCCUGCCGUACAAACGCGCUCUGCGCAACAUCAUGGCCGAUCACCUCAAGCGCAUCAUCCAGGACAACGCGGAGGGCCACGACUCCAGCGAAGACGCCGCCGCCUGCAUGGAGCUCAUGAUAUGGAAAAUCAAAGAGGAUGCCAAAGUCAAGAGAUGACCUCUGACCCCAUGGACGUCCCUGUUUUUCCAUCACACCCUGCACUGAGCACGCAGAGAGAGAAGGCAAAAUGAAGCUGUGUUGGAUCUGUUGUUGCUCCAGAGAAAGAGAGAGAGAGACAAGAAAGAAGGAGAAAGAAGGAAAAAUGCCACUGCUGUCUGUAGAUUGUGAGUUUGUGCAGAUUUGGCUGUUAAUCCGACACACGUACUUCCUGAGGCGAAUCCUGCCUCGAACAACAGCGUCCUCUUCUGGAAGGGGGAACGGUGGGCGUGUCUUUGAGCCCAUUUAUGGACGUAUCUGAGAAGUUUUAUGAUUGUAUUUUCUGAAAUAUUCUGUCAAGCUAGCUCUUGUUAAUCAUCAAGUCAGCGUUAGUGGUGAAACCAUUUAAAAAGCAUUCCAGAAAUCCUGUCAGGUGAAUUAUACAUGCUAGCUAGUAGGCUAACAAUAGGCCUUUAAGGUUAAAUCUUGUGAAAAUACAUGUGUGAAUGCCAAAGCCUUUGUGUGGACUCGGACACGCCCACAUUCCCAUCUAAGGUCUUGAAGGAACACCCACUUAGAGUUGCUGCAUUUUUUUUGUUUUAAACAUGAUACGGAUUGAGUGAUACGUCUUGUGUGGUCUGCGAAAUUUCUUUUCAGGCUGUCUCUCUCUCAGCCUCGUUUAAACUUGAAACAGGACAGUGGAAAAAAAAAAAGCGUUGAGGCAUGGUCUGGGGUCGAGUUAUUUAUUUUCAUGGCUGCAUGUCAGUUUUGACGGUGCAGGAAAUCGGAUGAAGUUGCUGCUUAGAAAGGCUUUAUGUUGCACUAUAUUAAAUCCAUACAUUAAUUUAGUAAGUGAUGUUUAAUGCCGAUACAUUAAACAUCUGUUUGCCAGUUUAUUAAGUUGACCUUUUAGUCAGGUCCACCUCCUGUAUGUUAUUUUGUACAGUUACUGACUCGAGUAUCUGCUCAGCUAGGGGCCUUCCACCGUGCAUCGUAAACAGGCAACAUUCAGUAGUUAUGAACCUACAACGUGACCUAAAAAAUGAGUCACACCCACAAAUAGGAGCGCAUUAUUAGACAACGUGAAUAGUUUGUGCACCUGGACGAAUGAAGUGAGCCGAUGGUCAGCUGUUGGCCAGAAUCUGACCCAACGUUCACACUACUGAGACAUAACCCUUGUGUCGCUUGUAGUUUGCAGACAUGUAACAACUGCUACCAUUUGUGGGCAUGGCCAGUCCAGAACUUUUUAAGUUCCAGUGAGAAACAGUAGCGAUAAAGCUAACUAUUUACACACAAAUUAAAUAAUGCACGAAUCAGUGUGAAAAUGAAUUGGUUGUUUGAUGUACAUGUUACGUGCUCGGCUUCUUUGGCAGAUCUGCGAAGCAAGCUAGCUGUGUAUUCUCACCAGAGGCACCUACGAUCUUUGCUGCUUCCUUCCAAGUUUUAUUUUUCUUCAUAAUGUUCCUAUACACAUUUAAUGUGAGGAUGUAUAUGACAGGAUAAGAUUCUGUUUUAGUGCGUCAAACAGUAAACAGGAACUAAUUGCAGGUAGGAAGGUUGUGAGCUGGGAACUGAAGAAACGUCGGACCACACGUGAGCAUUGGAUUGGUCCGAGGAAUCGUUCGAGCCAGUCGUUUGGAUUUACACUGAAUCUCACUGUUGCUGUUCAGCUGUCUCUGAAAUCAUGGCUUCAUGUCCCACGUUUAUCACUGUGUCGCUAUCACCUGUCGCUUUGCUGUGUGAAGCAAGCAGUGUGUGUGUGUGUGUGUGGAACACGUGUAAAAUGGAGAGGAUGAAGAAGAACGUUAGAGAGAGGUCAGUUAAAUCAGUGAAUUUGCCAGUGUGUUGCAACAGACUUUAAAUAAUGCGAUAAACUUUAUUAUUAUUUACAACAAUCUCCAGCUGAAUUACACCCCGUCAGUGAACGAGUGAAGUGAAAUCGAAGUAAAAAGAUAUGCUCAAGGAUCCUGAUACGAUUGCCGCUGUUAUUAACGAGAGUGAAAGCAUAACCAGGUAUGAGGAAAGAAACGACGCGUGACUUUUUUUUUUUUUUUUUGGUCCCAGGGGGUGAACCUGAAAUUCUGGCAGCUUCUCACUAAAUGCGUUGAUGUAAAAGUAUUGUUUCUGUUUUAGUGUUUCGUUCAUAGCUGUGACAAUAAAAGCACUUGGCGUGUGUAUAGUCUCUUCAGACUACAGCUAUGACUUGUGUUUACAUGUUUAUAAGGUUUACGUCUUUAAGCAUCCCUUAAUUAAGACACUCGCUUUCAUUUACUUGUCUUUUUUUUUUUGCCAGAUGAUCAUGUCAUUAAUCCACUGUUCACUCACUCCGUAUUAAAGCUCGGCCCCUAAUGCAACUCUGUACAUACGUAAGGGUUAAAGCUAAAAUGAUAGGCUGUAAAUACGCUGUACAAAACUGUUUUGUAUCUAUUUUUGUUUCCUAUUAAAUGAUUUAACUCAAAUGGUUUACUUGUCUGAUUUUUUUUCUCUUUUUCAUAGCCUUUCAGGACUGUGUGACUUCUCCAAGGAGAGUUAAGGUUGCCUA
This is a messenger RNA of Pangasianodon hypophthalmus (striped catfish), 7671 nucleotides long. It is a transcript of the gene rexo1, whose product is annotated as REX1, RNA exonuclease 1 homolog. Gene Ontology annotation, molecular function: exonuclease activity; nucleic acid binding. NCBI's taxonomy places the organism in Eukaryota, Metazoa, Chordata, Actinopteri, Siluriformes, Pangasiidae. The record is from RefSeq and is a predicted model, not a curated record. Gene Ontology annotation, cellular component: nucleus. The coding region runs from base 1338 to 5150 and encodes 1270 amino acids. The transcript has 17 exons.